Molecule: messenger RNA, 3369 nt
Organism: Betta splendens (Siamese fighting fish)
Lineage: Eukaryota; Metazoa; Chordata; Actinopteri; Anabantiformes; Osphronemidae
Gene: kcnab1b
Product: potassium voltage-gated channel subfamily A regulatory beta subunit 1b
Exons: 15
Coding region: 790-1989 (399 amino acids)
Biological process (GO): potassium ion transport; transmembrane transport; negative regulation of delayed rectifier potassium channel activity
Cellular component (GO): voltage-gated potassium channel complex; extrinsic component of cytoplasmic side of plasma membrane; membrane
Molecular function (GO): transmembrane transporter binding; potassium channel regulator activity; voltage-gated potassium channel activity
Source: RefSeq, a predicted model, not a curated record
CUCUCUCUCUCUCUCUCUCUCACUCUCUCUCUCCCUCUCUCGCCCUCUCUCGCUCUCUCUCCUCAUUCACUCUCUCUACUCUCAGCACGCGCCGCUCCUCGCCUCCUCACUGCAUCUGUCCUCUUCUCCCUGAAGUGAGGCGCCAUGCAUCCUCCGUCCUCCUCCUCCUCCUCUUCCUCGCUCGUCCGCUCCAAGGUCUCCUCAGCGCGUGCAGCGUGCUCGCCGCGCAGCCAGGGACCGUGAGCGCCGGCGGUAGUUGUCUUGAGGACUUUGGGACCCGGUCUCUCUCUCCGGAUGCGGACCUUUCGCGGGACGUCCGCCGGCUCCGUCUCACCGUCCGAUUCUGCUAAAAGUUCCAGGGGGACGCGCGUCCCUCCGUCGGGGGCUCUCGUCCGGGCCGCGUCCUUGUCUCCCAGGCGCCGCUGACCGCUAACUCUGUGCGAGGACUCCUAUCAGCGUCAGUAGAGACUUGGUGUGUGAUGUCAGAUGCAGCUGUUUGACACGGGCGACCUGUGGAGCCGUCGCUGCUCGGGGCCGUCCUCGCACCUCCUCGCUCUCUGACCGGGCCGGCGCCGCUGCUCCGUUUGCUCUUUGCGUGACGUCGGCUUGAGGCUCUUCAGCUCGACGCUCGGGGAGGAGGAGGAGGGGGGGGGGUGUCUCAUGCCCCCCUUUAUUCCUGCCUGCGUUUUCCGCAUGACGUUGGUCGGCGCCGGGCGGACCCGGGCCCGGGCCGCGGACCCUUAGCUCUCUGACUGCUGAGCGACGGCCUCUGGCGCCGGACCGGCAGCCAUGCAGGUGUCCUUCGCGUGCACGGACCACGGGCUCAAGGCCCCGCGCAACGGCGAGCACAGCAAGCAGAACGCCACCAGCCCCAACACCACCAGCCAGGCCCGCGCCCGCUUCCGCACCGUGGCGCUGAUAGCCCGCAGCCUGGGCUCCUUCACCCACCGCUACCACCACAACCUCAAGGAGUCCACCGCCAAGCUGACGGGCAUGAAGUACCGGAACCUGGGGAAGUCUGGGUUGCGUGUCUCCUGUCUGGGGCUCGGCACGUGGGUGACGUUCGGAGGCCAGAUAUCUGAUGAGGUUGCAGAGCAGCUGAUGACCAUCGCCUACGAGAGCGGGGUCAACCUGUUCGACACGGCCGAGGUCUACGCCGGCGGGAAAGCGGAGAUUAUCCUGGGAAACAUCAUCAGGAAGAAGUGCUGGAGGAGAUCCAGCCUGGUGAUCACCACAAAGCUCUACUGGGGAGGAAAAGCAGAGACAGAGAGAGGCCUCAACAGGAAACACAUAAUUGAAGGUUUGAGGGGCUCCCUCCAGAGGAUGCAGCUCGAGUAUGUGGAUGUGGUGUUUGCCAACCGGCCCGACAGCAACACCCCCAUGGAGGAGAUAGUGAGAGCCAUGACUCAUGUGAUCAACCAGGGGAUGGCCAUGUACUGGGGGACAUCGCGGUGGUCCGCCAUGGAAAUUAUGGAAGCGUAUUCUGUGGCCAGGCAGUUCAAUUUGAUUCCACCAGUGUGCGAGCAGGCCGAGUAUCAUUUCUUCCAGAGGGAGAAGGUGGAAACUCAGCUCCCAGAGCUCUACCAUAAGAUAGGUGUGGGUGUGGUGUCUUGGUCGCCUUUGGCCUGUGGUAUCAUCACUGGCAAGUACGAUAAUGGAGUCCCAGAGUCCUCCAGGGCGUCAAUGAAGCCAUACCAGUGGUUGAAAGAGAAAAUAAUGAGUGAAGAUGGAAGAAAGCAGCAAGCCAAGCUAAAGGACCUGGCUCACAUUGCAGAGAAGCUCGGAUGCACUCUGCCACAGCUAGCCAUAGCUUGGUGCCUGAGGAAUGAGGGUGUGAGCUCAGUGCUCCUGGGAUCUUCCAAUGCAAGUCAGCUAACAGAGAAUCUGGGAGCCAUUCAGGUAAUUCCAAAGAUGACAGCUGGCAUCGCUACAGAGGUGGAUCACAUACUAGGAAAUCGUCCCCACAGUAAAAGAGACUACCACCAUUAGUGUGGAGUCCAUUUUUCGUGAACUAUGCUCAAAAAAGCUUAUCAAAGCUCACCUUUCACAGCCAUGGCACCAUAAAUGCGUGCCCAACUUUGCUUGCGUGCGCGUAUGGUUGCGUGUGUAAACUAAUCUGCUUGGCUCCUCGUCUGUAUGAAGAUCAACCAGUACUCUUUAUUCUAAAGUAAGCUACUCGACUAAGCAUGCAUGCUUCAGCUAUAGCAGCUAGCAGCCGGACCCUGAACACUCAGAGGCCCCGAAAAGAUCAUUUCUGGAGUGUCUGUGUCUCCACUAAAACUGCAAUGAUAAAUCACAGAUUUAAUGAAGCAUAAAAAAAUGCGUUAUUGCAAACUAAAUCUCACUUAAAUCGCAUUUGUGAAUAUAGGUGUUGAUGCAUUAAAUAAAGGAAACUUGCGACGCAUGUGUCUAAACAGAAUCAGAUGGCAGUGUCAAAAUGUACCCAGUGAUAUCUGCCUUACAUACAGCUUGUGGUUUAAAAUAUACAUAUAUAGUGAUGAUGUGUUUAACUGGGCAUGGUCUUUGCAGACAGGAUGAUGAACUGACCGAUCGACUUGAUGAUUUGUUUCAGAUUUUGACAAAUGUUGCUCUCAGUGCUCUGCUUACAGUAUAUGGAGAGAGCUAACGUGAUUUAAACAUCUGUAUUGACUGUUAAAUCAAUAUUUUACUCAAAGCCAUUUAUUUACUUGUGUCCUUUUCCCUUUUUUACAUAUGCAAAAGUACAGUACAUAGUGCGCUCUCCUAUUGUGCCCCUUCAGUGCACGUUUUAAUUGGACUCUGCUGGACUGUCAGUGAUGUUUAUAUCCGAUUCAUUUAAUUUUGGUCUGUGUUGUGACUAAAACAUUUGUGGAGUUGAAGUUAAAGGGAUUAUCCACCUAAGGGGGAGUGUGUGGAUUAAACAAACAGCCAUGUAGCUAAUGAAUAGAGUCAUAUAUAAACAAACCCAUAUGGUGCCCUGAGGUCAUUGCACCUGGAACAAACUGAAUCGUUACCCCGCUUCUCCUGGAUGCCUGUUUUACGUAACAAAAUUAUCUUCGUAUUGUUUUGUCUGUUCAAAUAUGUAGGCCUAUUUUGGUGUUAUUCCGAUUUGUACAUACAAAUAAGGAGCUUAUAAUUCCCAUGCGACAUGUUUUAAAGAUCUAUAGUACUUUUAUAUUAAUGUCAUGGAUGCCUUCUAUUUUUCAACCCAGGACAACAAGUAAUUAAAUAGCAAUGCUAAGAGAGAUGUAUUGUUUACUGAGUUAAUAUACUGUAGAACCCGGUAAAAGUCUGUGACUUUUAAAACAUUGUGGCUUAGUUACUGCUGUUUGCUGUUGGGGUUUGUCUGUGUUUUGCUCUUUUAUAAUAAAAUAAUGAUGAUGACGAUGA